Nasonia vitripennis (jewel wasp) is the source of this 2832-nucleotide messenger RNA. RefSeq lists its product as uncharacterized. Gene Ontology annotation, cellular component: mitochondrial inner membrane; nucleus. The record is from RefSeq and is a predicted model, not a curated record. Gene Ontology annotation, molecular function: RNA endonuclease activity; nucleic acid binding; single-stranded DNA endonuclease activity. The annotation marks the transcript as partial. NCBI's taxonomy places the organism in Eukaryota, Metazoa, Arthropoda, Insecta, Hymenoptera, Pteromalidae. The transcript is spliced from 6 exons. Gene Ontology annotation, biological process: apoptotic DNA fragmentation.
CGUGUCUCUUUCUCGCAGCUUGGGCUCGUUUCGCGCGUAAGUAAUGCACGCCUCGCUGUAUCCAGCUGUUACUACUUGGCCAAAGCUGCCUCUCUCUCUCUCUCUCUCUCUCUCUCUCUCUGUUUAGAUGGGAGACCGAAUCCGUCGCCGAGUCACUGCUCUAUCGACUCCAGGAACGAUUUCACGGACAUAGGGCCGCUUUUUCUCAGGUCGAGCGAUCCGAACGGUAUCGUGUAUCCGGAGCCGUCGAGUCCGACGGUUCUGAGGUUCGAUCACGGAACCGAUGUUCUGCUCCUCUGUGCCGGGAGCGGAUUGAACGUUUCCAAGGCUCUGAAGGCGGAGUCCGUUCUGCCCGCGAAAUGCGUGGGUGGAAGGACGUUUCGAGUGGAUGGAAAGGAGGUGGACUUCAAGGACGUCUGGUGCCAGAAGCACCACAAGUCCAAGGUCAGGAGCACCGGGAAGAAGUGCGCCAGCAGAGGGACGAUCUACGAGAUCGGUUUCGAGGCUGGAAAUGUAUUCCUGAGGAACAUCGAGCUCUGCUACGACGCAAAGUCCUCGAAUACCUACUGGUCUCGCGGUACGGUGGUAGCCUCGAUCGCCGGUAAGCAGACGAAGCCGAGAAAAAACAACUUCAACACCGGCAACAUGUUCUCCGGCGUCUCCGUCAAAGCCGCCUACAAACGGGCCGAGCAGUACCUCACCUUCCUCGCGCUUUUCGACGACGAGAAGUUCGUGGUCGACAACUACCUUCCGAGGAACGACAACAACCUCUUCUUCGCGAGGGGCCACCUCGUGGCCAACGCCGACGAGUACUACGGCGCCCAACAGGACGGCACCUUCUUCUUCGCCAACGUCGUGCCCAUGUGGCAGCUGAUCAACAACGGCAACUGGAAGAAGGUCGAGGACUGGGUCAGACAAACCGCGGCUGGCAAGAGAGUCGAUCUGAGCGUUUGGACGGGUAGCGUGGGAGUAUUGGAACUGCCCGACAAGGAGGGAAAGCCGAUCGAUAUCUACCUGACGCCAGUCAAGGACUCGCCGAGGAAGAACAAGAAAAUUCCUGUGCCGAGGAUACUGUUCAAGUACGUCGUCGACGAGGAGAGCAACAGGGGCAUCGUGUUUCUCACCGCGAACAACCCCUUUCUGAGCAAAUCCGACGUCAAGUCGCAGACCAUCUGCAAAGAGUACAGCGGAUGCAACGGGCGCAUACAGAAGAGUAAGGACAGGAGCAAGGGCUUCACGUACUGCUGUACGGUGGACGAUUUUCUGGCGAACAAGGAGGUCGCAAAGCUGAAGUUGCCGCAGUUCGCAGGUGUCAGACCGCUGGUUGCUGAUUUUACGAUGGCUGUUGGAGGAGUGACUCUGCUGCUCGCGAUUCUCGGUUUGGCGGCUGUUCACGAGAUAUCCGCAAGCCCCAACGAGUGCGUGAUCAACGUGAGGAAUGGCAUACACAAGCAGCGUCCGCCCAUCAUCGUCAGUCUGACCAGUAGUCCGAGCUUCGUCUACCCGAACGUAGUUGAGCCUGGCAACAUCGAUGUCAAGAAGGGCCAGACCAUCAGCCUCUACUGCCCUGGUAGGUCGAACCAAGCCAGUACCAAACAGACCGAAGAUGGCGUCAUCCUGAUCCGCGACAAGGCGCUGACCCCGAGUAAGAACAUCGAGGUGGCCAUAUGCCAGGGCAACGACAAGUUCCGCGUUCGCGGUGAGGUGGUCAACUUCUUGGACAUCAGCUGCGAGGAGAAGCCGAGGCUGAGCUACAGUCCCGUCAUGGUAGAAGCCGGCAAGUGCGAGCACGGUGAUCGGUACGAGAUCGGUUACGACCUGGGCAAGAGUGGAUUCUUGAAGACCAUCGACUUGUGCCACAACAAGGAUCGGGCCCAGACACUCUGGUCCCACGGAGUCAUCGAGGCGGUCAACCAGGAGCAGUACAGGACUACCAGUCCCGGCAAGUGCUUCAAGACUGGAAGCUUGUACGAAGGCUUGCAGAUGUCCAAGGAGGAGCCGUACAACGUUAACAAGGCUUACAAGACUCUGGCCGAUAUCCUUGGAUCAUCUGCCAAGGCUGACAAGUACAUGUCCCCGAAGCCAAGCGACAGAAAGUUCUUGGCCAGAGGUCACCUGGUGGCAAACGCGGACAAGUUCUACAAGAGCGAGCAGGACAGCACGUUCUUCUACGCGAACGUAGUGCCGAUGUGGCAACAGAUCAACGCCAGUCCGGGCAACUGGUUCUUCGUCGAGGAGUACGUCCGCUACUUGGCCUUCCACAAGCAGCGCGAGCUGGACAUUUACGUAGGUGGCUUCAAAACCCUCGAGCUCGAAAAACACGAAUACAACCUGUACCACAAGAAGGGCACCGGUGGCCAAACGAAGAAGAUACCCGUGCCACGUUUGCUGUUCAAGUGCGUCGUCGACAAACAGGCCAACGAGGCUAUUUGCUUCGUUGUCGUGAACAAUCCGUACGUGACGAAGGCUGAGGUCGAAAAGGCUGCGAACAAGUACAUGGUAUGUAAGAGAGACAAGAGGUGCGACAGGAUCAUCCCGAACAGCGGCGAUCCGACUUUGGGAUACUUGUACUGCUGCGGUGUGAAGGAAUUUUUCAGUAAAGCUCACAGCGAGCUCGGACUCGACGAUCUCAAGAGUCACAUCAAAGCCAAGCCUAUGGAACUGUUGACUUAUGAGAGGCGCGAAACGCCUCAGAAAAUCAGAUAGACAUAUACUAUAUUGUAUAAAAUGUUAUGUUUGUAAAUUAGAUUUUAUACUUCGACGUUGUGUACUCUGUUAUACAUAUGAUUAUAUGUGAUAUGCAAUAAAAAAAAUUUCAUUAAAAAAUAAAAA